AUAUCAGUGAGCUGGAAUAGUAAAUGACUUUGAAAUCUCCUUCAUUUUAAUAAUGAAAGGGUUAUCCAGCAGCCGUAGCCAUCAUCAUGGGGUUGUAUGCGAUUCAGUAUGUGAAACCCUUCCACACCACACAGAUAGAAAGCCAUAUUUACUAAAUCCAGUAGACCCCCAUCCUGCAGAUCAUCCAUACUAUGCUCAAAGGAACUCAUAUCCAGUAGACUGCAUGGUGUCGUAUGGGGAUCAGAUUGCAAGCAGUACUUUUCCAAGGAGACAUUAUAGUUCUCAUCAUGAUCUAAAAGAUGAGUGUGCUCUAGUUCCUCAUGGAUCAGUAGGAAAAGCCAAUCGCAUACCAUCAACCCUCUUAGAUCAAUUCGAAAGACAGAUUCCUAUUAAUCGUGAUGGCUACCAUACCUUGCAAUAUAAAAGGAGCGCAGUGGAGCACCGCAGUGACAGCCCAGGAAGGAUACGGCAUUUAGUUCAUUCUGUUCAAAAACUCUUUACAAAAUCUCAUUCACUGGAAGGCCCAACAAAAGGGAAUGCCAAUGGAAAUAAAGCCAACUCAGAGGAAGUACAAACUGUAAGGUACGGCAAGCGCAGUAAAAGCAAAGAGAGGAGAGCUGAAGUGAAACCUAGAGCUAACAUUACAGGGUGGUGGGGUUCACAGGAUAACUUAGAUAACGAUAUUUGCAUCUAUCAUACUCCGACUACAGUCAUGACUAUGGGCAGAUGCCCUGAUCGUUCGACUUCACAAUAUUUUAUGGAAGCAUACAACACGAUUAGUGAACAUGCAUUAAAGGCAUCGAGAAGCAAUAAUGAUGUGAAAUGCAACACCUGUACAAAUUUGCCAGUGAGCUUGGACAGCCAGAUGUUGAAGAAAAGUUCUUGGGCGUCCACACUAACAGUGAGCAGGGCACGUGAGGUCUACCAGAAACCCUCUGCAAACAUCGAUCAGGCAUUGGUAAAAUCUGAUUCCUGUCAACAAGAGCGACCAUGUCAGUACCUCCAGGUUCCACAAGAUGAAUGGAGUGGAUAUGCCCCCAAAAGCAAAGAUGAUGAAAUUCCUUGUCGGAGAAUGCGCAGUGGCAGCUACAUCAAAGCCAUGGGAGAUGAUGACAGUGGAGAUUCUGACACCAACAGCCCUAAGCCAUCUCCAAAAAUUGCAGCACGGAGAGAGAGUUACCUAAAAGCGACUCAACCCUCCCUCACAGAGCUCACCACACUAAAAAUCUCAAAUGAACACUCUCCAAAACUUCAGAUUCGAAGCCACAGUUAUUUGAGGGCAGUAAGUGAAGUGUCAAUAAACAGAAGUAUGGAUAGCCUGGAUCCAUCAACUCUUCUUACCUCUCCCAAAUUCCGUUCGAGGAACGAGAGUUACAUGAGGGCAAUGAGCACGAUCAGUCAGGUUAGUGAAAUGGAAGUGAACGGUCAGUUUGAAUCGGUCUGUGAGUCUGUAUUUAGUGAGCUUGAGUCUCAGGCAGUGGAUGCACUAGAUCUUCCAAUGCCCGGCUGCUUUCGAAUGAGGAGCCACAGCUAUGUAAGAGCCAUUGAAAAGGGAUGUUCUCAAGAUGAUGACAGCGUGUUGCUUAGGCCAUCAUCACCCCCACGCACAACCACUACAGUGAGAACCAUUCAGAGCAGCACAGUAUCAUCAUGUAUUACUACAUACAAGAAGACACCUCCUCCUGUGCCGCCAAGAACCACAACCAAACCAUUCAUCUCUAUAACUGCUCAGAGUAGCACAGAAUCUGCCCAAGAUGCCUACAUGGAUGGGCAUGGCCAAAGGGGGGAUAUCAUUAGCCAAUCAGGACUCAGUAACUCCACCGAGAGCCUGGACAGUAUGAAAGCACUUACCGCUGCUAUAGAGGCUGCCAAUGCCCAGAUUCAUGGCCCUGCCAGUCAACACAUGGAGAACAUGAACACAGCCACAGCAAGUUCCUCCUCCAGCACAGCUACCAUUACUGCAGAGGACAGAAAGCGCAAUUUGUUCAGAAAAAAUCUGUCUAUUGGAAUACAGGUUGAUGGACCAGAGGAGGCAGCGAAAGCAGAAGAGAGACAAGCAGCCUUUCGUUAUCAAUCAGUAGGAAUCCAAGUAGAAGAAGAAAGAGCGUUACGGCGACUGGCCCGAUCUAACAGUGUUACCGCUGCUGUGCAAGCAGAUCUGGACCUCAGGGAGCAUUUUGAAUGUCCAGUGGAAUUUGCUGAACAGGAAUUUCAGUACAGUAGGCCACUGACCAAACAGUAUUCCCGAGAUGCUUGUACUUCCACUGUCAGCAUUCAGGGCUCAGGCAACCACUAUCAUGCAUGUGCAGUGGACGAGGACUUUGAUGCUGAUUUUGAUCCUUCCAUAUUACCUCCUCCAGACCCAUGGAUUGACUCCAUCACAGAAGAUCCUAUGGAAGCAGUUCAUAGGUCGGUUUGUCAUAGAGAUGGACAUUGGUUUUUAAAGCUUCUUCAGGCAGAAAAGGAGAGAAUGGAGGGUUGGUGCCAGCAAAUGGAGAGAGAAGAGCAUGAAAACGACCUGUCUGAUGACAUCCUAGAGAAGAUUCGCAGUGCAGUUGGUUGUGCUCAGCUUCUGAUGUCCCAGAAGUUCUACCAGUUCAGAGAACUCUGCGAAGAGAACCUGAAUCCUAAUGCACACCCCAGACCAACCUCUCAGGAUUUAGCUGGGUUCUGGGACAUGCUACAACUAUCAAUAGAAAACAUUAGCAUGAAAUUUGAUGAACUUCAUCAGUUGAAGGCCAAUAAUUGGAAACAACUGGACUCUAUUGAUAAAAAGGAGAGAAGGGUUCCUCCUCCAGUGCCAAAGAAGCCAUCGAAAGGUCAGGCCCCACUGGUCCGGGACAGGUCUCUGGAGAGUACAGAGCGGCAGCGGCAUGAUGCCAGGAAACGGCUGAUGUCUGCAAAGCGUGCUGCAUCUGUCCGACAGAAUUCUGCCACCGAGAGUGCGGAUAGCAUUGAGAUCUACAUCCCAGAGGCUCAGACAAGGCUAUGAAGCCAUCACAAGAAGGACAGGGGAGAUAUUAUAUAUAAUGGUCAUUUACAUAUAUAAUAUGUCCUCUAGUUUGGUGGAAAAAAACAGUCACAUGUACAUGUACCUGUAUUUUCUCUUCUCUUUCUAUUGUUUUUUCCCCCCUUUUCCUACCUACUGCUUUUGUUACUUUGUCCCCAGUUGUGUUGUAACCUAUUAGUCUAGGAUGACCCUGAUUCCUUUUGUACACAUUAGCGCAUUUCAUCUCGAUGAUGCUCUUUGGACACAGAUCAGUGAUGCCCCCACUGCACAUGGUAACUAGCACUGUCUGAACUUUUUUUAACACACAGGGUGACAAUUUUGAAAAGAAAAACACAAAUACACAUUUGCUCCAUUGUACAGAACUCAUGGUGCCCUUGUUUUUCCUUUAUCUAGAGCUGCGGUAGUCUGCAAUCUAGUGUACAGAAAUAGAAAAUUGUAGGUUAUACAGUACUGUGGACUCUAAUGUCUUCCUUUUUUAAAUGUGAGAAGCAUGGGCUCUGCUUCCCAACUUUUUCUUGUUGUUAGAGCAGAUGGCGCACUUUAUUCAGAGUUUCAAAUGUACCUCUCACUGUGGGAACAGGUGAGAGAGAAAUUAUGACGGCGAAAGCUGGAGGCAGGGAGUCUAACAAAGGCAGGUAUCACAUCUACACGGGCUUUGAUUUGCACACCUAGCUUUUUGAAGGAUGAAUAUUUACAUACACUGUCAAGUUCACCACACUAUCACUGUUCACCACAGUG
This is a messenger RNA of Spea bombifrons (plains spadefoot toad), 3748 nucleotides long. RefSeq names its product DLG associated protein 1 (gene DLGAP1). The transcript is spliced from 10 exons. Lineage: Eukaryota; Metazoa; Chordata; Amphibia; Anura; Pelobatidae. Gene Ontology annotation, biological process: signaling. Gene Ontology annotation, molecular function: molecular adaptor activity. Gene Ontology annotation, cellular component: glutamatergic synapse; postsynaptic specialization. The record is from RefSeq and is a predicted model, not a curated record. The coding region runs from base 53 to 2992 and encodes 979 amino acids.